Trachemys scripta elegans is the source of this 839-nucleotide messenger RNA. RefSeq names its product cholecystokinin (gene CCK). Gene Ontology annotation, biological process: digestion. Lineage: Eukaryota; Metazoa; Chordata; Testudines; Emydidae. Gene Ontology annotation, cellular component: extracellular region; axon. The transcript is spliced from 3 exons. The coding region runs from base 200 to 601 and encodes 133 amino acids. Gene Ontology annotation, molecular function: neuropeptide hormone activity. The record is from RefSeq and is a predicted model, not a curated record.
GUUACGAAGUGAUAGCGUCCAGUUGAGCAUGUGGUGAUCCUUCAUCUGCGUCAGACCUGUGUAAACAGAUGACACUACCACAAGCACUGGGCUAGACUAUUUAAGGAGCAGCAUUUCAAACUGUUAGAACUUAUCUAACCUGAGCACUACUCUCUCUCUGAUUUGAACUAGGAAAAAGUAUCUUACUUAAAGGUAGGAGAUGAUGGCUAUGUACAGUGGUAUCUGCAUCUACAUGUUCCUUGCUAUGCUGUCAACGAGCUCUUUUGGACAGCAGGCUACAGGCUCGCACAAUGAGAAUCCUGUGGCCACUGAGCUUGAGCAGAGCUUGACAGAACAUCACCGACAUGUUCGUGUCCCUUCAUCUGCUGGCCAGCUGAAACCUAUCCAGCGGCUGGAUGGAAAUGUUGACCAAAAAGCCAACAUUGGAGCUUUGCUGGCCAAAUAUCUCCAGCAAGCCAGAAAAGGUCCUACUGGAAGGAUCUCAAUGAUGGGAAACAGGGUACAGAACAUUGACCCUACACACAGGAUAAACGACAGAGAUUACAUGGGCUGGAUGGAUUUUGGACGCCGCAGUGCUGAAGAAUAUGAGUACUCCUCUUAAAGAACAUCAAACUAUCUCAAAAAGAAGAAUCCAACUCCCAUUUCUGUACAAAGGAAAAAUAAUAAUUUUUGUCCUCUACGAAUCAGUGUUUAAAAAAUAUAUUAUGUCCUUGAUGUAAAUUCGUCUGUAAAACUAUACAAUGCAAUAUAUACAUAUGCAGAAUUUUCCAAAAAAAUGUUCUUUCUCCUAUGGUUUCUUAUCAUACUCUGUUGAUAUUAUAUUAAAAUUAUUUCAUUUA